Messenger RNA from Metarhizium acridum CQMa 102, 351 nucleotides. RefSeq lists its product as uncharacterized. The record is from RefSeq and is a predicted model, not a curated record. Lineage: Eukaryota; Fungi; Ascomycota; Sordariomycetes; Hypocreales; Clavicipitaceae.
AUGGACGUGUACGCAUCACUCUCCUUUGAAGCCAUGCGGAAUACGUCGCCGCCAAGUAUUGGCAAGCGGCCGCUGAAGAGCUACAUCUGCAGACCGCCGGAGGAGCUGUACGAUUUGGAAGCCGACUCAGAGGAGGUGCACAACCUGGGCACGCUGGAGUAUGAUUCAGUGUUGAAGCAGAUGUGGGAAGCAGUCGAGAAGUGGCAGAUGGAGACGAAAGACUUGUGGCUAUGGAAAGAUGGUGUUUCAGUGCAGCGAUUCAAGGAGAUGGAUAUGAGAGGGAUGGAGCCAUACAUUGAACUCGUUCUCUUUGGCGACCGCAGCGCUCUGGCAACGGGUAUUGCCGUGUAG